Messenger RNA from Cuscuta campestris, 3188 nucleotides. The record is from the annotation of a GenBank genome assembly. NCBI's taxonomy places the organism in Eukaryota, Viridiplantae, Streptophyta, Magnoliopsida, Solanales, Convolvulaceae.
GAAGAAGAGUGACCCCUGACCAGUAACUUAACCCACUACCUACCCAAAAUCAGUCCCGUAAUGAAAAAUCUCUCACUUCAAUCACUAUUGUACUGGCAAAAUAUCACUAACAUGAAAGAAGAUUGAUCAAUUCGGAGCCGGGACAACUGUUUCUUCCAGAUCCUCUCCAGGUAUAAUCGAUCCAACCAGGAAAAAAACAAGAACAUAAGACCUAAAAAAACACACCCACAUGCCCCUCCCUAAAGCAAGCCUGUCAUUUUCCCUGCCUUAAAUGACAGCCUUAAAGAAUAAUAGGAAUAGGAAUAGGAAUACCCAGAUCAGAAAAGGGUCGGUUCUGCAAACGGGCUGCGGAUUCUGUGGAGGAUCCGAGGAGGAUUAGAGUGGGUUUUGACUGAUUCUGUUGGUUUGUUCGGUUUCUUGAAGUUUCUGGAAGUGUGGGGAUUUGAGAGGGAGUCAAGAAUGGAUCAGUAUGAGAUUAUGGAGCAGAUUGGAAGAGGAGCAUUUGGCGCUGCUAUACUAGUUCAUCACAAGCAGGAGAAAAAGAAAUAUGUUUUGAAGAAGAUCAGGUUAGCUCGGCAGACUGAGCGUUGCAGAAAAUCUGCUCAUCAGGAGAUGGCAUUAAUUGCAAGGAUUCAACAUCCAUACAUUGUUGAAUUCAAGGAAGCAUGGGUGGAGAAGGGCUGCUACGUUUGCAUUGUUACGGGCUAUUGUGAAGGAGGUGACAUUGCUGAAUUGAUGAAAAAGGCAAAUGGACAGUAUUUCCCAGAAGAGAAACUUAUGAAGUGGUUUACUCAGUUACUUUUGGCAGUUGAAUAUCUACAUUCAAACUAUGUACUGCACCGUGACCUCAAAUGCUCUAAUAUCUUUCUUACCAAGGAACAAGAUGUGCGCCUCGGCGAUUUCGGACUUGCUAAAACAUUGAAGGCAGAUGACCUGGCUUCUUCAGUUGUCGGAACUCCCAAUUAUAUGUGCCCUGAACUUCUCACAGACAUUCCUUACGGUUUUAAAUCUGACAUAUGGUCUUUAGGUUGUUGUAUAUAUGAGAUGGCAGCACAUCGGCCUGCGUUUAAAGCUUUUGACAUGGCUGGACUAAUAAGCAAGAUUAACCGCUCUUCCAUUGGGCCUCUUCCUUCAUUCUAUUCUCCAUCCUUGAAAUCACUUAUUAAGUGCAUGCUAAGAAAGAAUCCCGAGCAUCGGCCCAGCGCAUCAGAACUCCUCAAACACCCAUUUUUGCAGACAUAUGUCGCACAAUACCGCAUGCCAUCUGCAGUCAAUUCUCCCCCGGUGAGAGGCACAGAGAAGCCUCUAAACAGCAGUCCAAGGAAUAUGGGGGAGAGCCAAAGCAGUACUGCCAGUUCUUGCAGUGAUAGGGACAGUUUGAAUUGCGAGAACAAGAAAGGGGGUUCUCCUGAUCCUGUUUUGGCCAUUCCGGAUGAGGGAAGUGGGACCCAUGAUCCCAAAGAGCUACCCGUAGCAGAAGACGCUUGGAGCGAAAAGACCGAGGACCAGGAGGCAGGGGGGCGCAUAUGUAAUUUGGACUCCAAACCACCGGGGACUAUACGGAACAUAAUGAUGGCAUUGAGGGAAGGAAAGGGUAGGGAGAAUACCUCAUCAUCCCCUAUGAGAGCUGCCCGGCCUAAGGGCAGCUCCGCGGGCACACAGAAAGCCGUUGAAAUGUCACCUAAUAAAGUCCCAAAGCCGUGUCCGGGCACCCCUAGUUCUAGGGCGAAUGUGGACGGAUCCGUGAAGGUGGGUCCCGACUGUGGUGUCAAAAGGCCUCAUUUUAUGCCUUCCCUGAAGUAUCAGUUGCCUGCCAUUGAAUCCUCUCCAAAGACGAAGCCGAAGCACGACGGAGCCUCUCCUCCACAAGGGGUCGCGAAACACAUUACCCCUACCGAAGAGCGGUUGCCCCCGCGGGCGGCGAAACAGAGACCGCACCCGAAUUUGAACCGGCGGCCUUCGUUUCCCACGAGGAUGACGAGGCAGGUGGGGCCCGAUUGUCCCGUUCCCGUGGAUGACAUCAGCAGUGACAAGCCAUCUUGCGCCGGAGCGCCCAACGAACUGCAAGCUGAUAGCUGCAGCAAUUCUGCUGCUUCGUCGUCUUCGGUCUCCAUUCAAGGAUUCGAACUCUGUGACCCAACCGCACCCGUUGUUAGACUUUUUGAUGAUGAGUUGAAUCGGACUCCCGAACGGGCCCCGGAUACGGGCAUCGCCGGAUCAAGCCCGCCUUGCUCGGUUACCGCGUCCGUGCCCGCGGAUAGCAUCCCCGAGGGUUGUUGUUUUAGGGAAUACGAAGAAUGCUUCCAACCGACGGCGGGUUUUACUGUAGCUCCGCCCUGUGGGCCCGCCAGUCUCGAAGAUGACACUCGGAGUAGCAGGCCCACUACUUUCCAAGACGAUGCUCCGACAAGCAGGCCCGCUGUUUUUUCCAAGAAUGCUGCCGCGCCCGGUGGCGGCGACGACAAACACAUUGUUAAAGAGGACGAAUUCGUCUUUUCGGCAACCAAAACCGCCCCUCCGGUUUCCGGGCCCACCUCUCCGGACCAACAAACCGUGCCCCCAAAGACUUCAUCACCGGAGAAGAACGGCAACUCUCUGCAAAGUGCGGCGGUUCUCGACAAGUCAUCAUCCGCCGCUUUCGGUGACAUCAUUCGCGUGGUCCCCACUCCGGUUCGAGAAUCUCUCGAGCACCCGCCGAAGCCUGCGGCCGGGGACGAAACAAGUCCAACGAAGGAGACGUUGGACGUGAAGUCCUUCAGGCAGAGGGCGGAUGCCCUAGAAGGGCUAUUGGAACUGUCGGCCGAGCUCUUAGAGCACAACAGGCUAGAAGAGCUCGCCGUCGUUCUGAAGCCCUUCGGGAAGGAGAAGGUGUCCCCCAGGGAGACUGCAAUCUGGUUGGCAAAGAGCUUGAAAGGGAUGAUGAUGGAGGACUCCCAUUCCCACAACUCUUGAUCACUGGUACCCCAACAACAAAACCACUCUCUUCUUCUUCUUCAAUACACUUUCUGUGAUUCAUUUAUUUUAGUGAAGUGUACAUAUAUUGAAGUUGUUUUUUUCCCUCAUUGCACAUGUAAGAACAUACUGCUCCUACUUGUCCAGUUUUAAUUUUUUUAUAGUCAAAUUGGACAAAUUUUGUUUAAGAAUUUUAAAAAAAAUGUAUUGCAUGUUAAUAUAGGAAAAACUUUUUU